This is a messenger RNA of Zea mays, 1450 nucleotides long. RefSeq lists its product as uncharacterized. Bases 103 to 1020 code for a protein of 305 amino acids. The transcript is spliced from 9 exons. NCBI's taxonomy places the organism in Eukaryota, Viridiplantae, Streptophyta, Magnoliopsida, Poales, Poaceae. Gene Ontology annotation, cellular component: chloroplast. The record is from RefSeq and is a predicted model, not a curated record.
CACUAGGCCAUCCGUUGAAGCGUUAUCCCGCAGCGGGCAACCACGGUCACGUACGCGAAAUCUCUCUCUCUCGUGGUCGUGCGCUUCCUUCCCGAGACUCCAAUGCCCCUGCCUCCCCUGCUCCCGCGCCUUUACCCCACGCCGCCUCCACUUCGCGCCGGGGACAGGGGUAACGCCGUCCCUCUCUCUCCUGGAAGAAGAAGGCCGGCGCUUCUCGCUGUCGUCCGCGCAAAGAGAAAGGACGAGGCAAGCUUCACCGACCGCAUCCUUGACUACAUCGAGGGAGGGCCAAAGUUAAGGAGAUGGUAUGGAGCACCCGAUUUGCUUCCCAAGGAUGGGGCUGCGGAGGAUGAGGAGGACGAGUCUCAAGAUAUUGAGGAGUCUCGGGACGCUGUGCUAGUCACCAAUGGCGACAGUGAGAUUGGACAGAUGGUGAUAUUAGCACUAAUUCUGAAAAGGGCUAGAACAAAAGCACUUGUUAAGGAUAAACGAACCACUGAAGAAGCUUUUGGAACUUAUGUGGAGUGCAUGGUUGGUGAUAUCGGAGAUAAGUCCUUCACAAAGAGAGCACUAAGGGGCGUUCGUGCUAUAAUUUGUCCAGCUGAUGAUGGUUUUUUCUCUGAACCGAUCGACCUCAAGGGUGUUCAACACAUUGUUCUGCUAUCACAGCUGGCUGUCUACAGAAAUAGUGGUGGUUUGCAAGCUAUUAUGAACAGCAAGCUGAAGACGCUAGCAGAGAAGGAUGAAGAAGUGGUUCUUGCAUCUGGCAUCCCAUGUACAAUAAUCAGAACAGGUUCUCUGCAAAGCACUCCUGGUCGCGAGAGAGGUUUUGAUUUUACUGAGGGCAUAGCAAGCAAGGGAAGAAUAAGCAAAGAGGAUGCUGCUACCAUAUGUGUGGAAGCUCUGAAUAGCAUUCCCCUAAAGACACACAUUUUUGAGGUUGCAAAUGGUAAGGAGAAGGUGAUAGACUGGAAAGCAUGGUUUGAAGAGCAGACCAAAAGAGAAGAAGAAAUACAGUAAAAAACAAAUUGGAAGUGUUUUUCGCUUGUUGGUCCAUGAGAAAGGAAAAUAGAAAAGAGCAAAAAAAGGAGAGGAUUUAUAAAAACUUGAUGGCUAGUUUGGAAACUCAAAUGCUCUUCGGAAUUGAAGGGGAUGGGAGAGGAAAUUAGUUCAUUUCUACCUCAAUCCUCUCCAAUUCCGAACGAGAUUUGAGGUUCCCAAAUAGCCUAAAGGAAAUGAGCUGAAGGUUACGUUUGAUCCUCUAGCCUUGCUGGCAAUUGAAUCAUACUAGUAUAUCCGAUGAAGAAACAAAAGUGCGUGGAGAAGUGGAGGCACGUCUAUGAACUCUACACUCUGCAGUUGGGCUGAAGCCCCUGAUCCCUCAUUGUUUAUCAACUCAUUCAUUAUCUUAUAUAAAAUGCAGUUCAAAUUAUUUGAUUAAAGACUUUAA